This is a messenger RNA of Cinclus cinclus, 948 nucleotides long. RefSeq names its product adenosine A3 receptor (gene ADORA3). The transcript has 2 exons. The record is from RefSeq and is a predicted model, not a curated record. Gene Ontology annotation, molecular function: G protein-coupled adenosine receptor activity. Gene Ontology annotation, cellular component: dendrite; synapse; membrane. Gene Ontology annotation, biological process: G protein-coupled adenosine receptor signaling pathway. Lineage: Eukaryota; Metazoa; Chordata; Aves; Passeriformes; Cinclidae. Bases 1 to 948 code for a protein of 315 amino acids.
AUGCCAAACAGCAGCCUGGUCCUGAGCAGCCUGGAUGGGAUUUACAUCGGCACCGAGUGCCUGGUGGCUUUGUUUGCCACGCUGGGCAACACCCUGGUGAUCUGGGUGGUGAGGCUGCAGGCCCUGCAGAACACCACGCUCUAUUUCAUCGCGUCCCUGGCGCUGGCCGACAUCGCCGUGGGGCUCCUGGUCAUGCCCCUGGCCAUCGUGGUGAGCCUGGGCAUCGCCAUGCCCUCCUACAGCUGCCUGUUCAUGUGCUGCCUGCUGCUGGUGUUCACCAACGCCUCCAUCCUGUCCCUGCUGGCCAUCGCCAUCGACAGGUACCUGCGAGUAAAGCUGCCCACCAGAUAUAAAAUUAUCACGACAGAGAGGAGAGUUUGGUGGGCCCUGGGGCUGUGCUGGUCCCUGUCCCUGCUGGGAGGGCUCGUCCCCAUGUUUGGCUGGAACAAGGCAGACCCCAGGAGCUCCAGCUCCCUCAGGUGCCGGUUCAUCUCCGUGAUGAGGAUGGAUUACAUGGUGUACUUCUGCUUCUUCACGUGGACCCUCGUGCCCCUGCUCAUCAUGUGUGCUCUGUACGCCGAGAUCUUCUACAUCAUCCACACAAAGCUCAGCCAAGGGACCAGUGUGAGAGGGGCUGGGGCUUUCUAUGGCCAGGAGUUCAAGACAGCCAAGUCUCUUGCACUUGUUCUCUUCCUGUUUGCAAUCUCCUGGCUGCCUCUGUGCAUUAUAAACUGUGUUUUAUACUUUUACCCUGAAUCUCAGAUCCCCCCGUAUUUGAUUUACUUGGCAAUCCUCUUAUCCCAUGCCAAUUCUGCCAUGAACCCCAUUAUCUACGCCUACAAGAUAAAGAAGUUCAAAACCACGUACCUUUUAAUUUUCAGGACCUAUAUCCUGUGCAGAAAACCAGACCCAGCUCUUACAGAGCAAACAACAGACCCGCAGUCAUAA